AUGCUGGACUGUUCCCCGCAAACAUACGCGGAGCCCCCAAUGUCGAACACUCACGGUCUUCCUGAAUUCAGCCUCGCCGGCAAAGUCGUCCUUGUUUCUGGCGCGGCACGUGGACUCGGUCUCACUCAAGCGGAAGCCUUGCUUGAAGCUGGCGCAAGAGUCUACGCGCUAGAUCGCCUCCCCACGCCCUCCCCCGACUUCGACAUCAUCGCAGCCGAAGCCAGCGCUCUGGGCUCGAUCCUCGAAUACCGCCAAAUCGAUGUGCGAGAAGUCGACGCUUUGCACAAGGUUAUCGCCGAUAUUGCUGAGAAAGAAGGUCGACUGGAUGGCUUGAUUGCAGCGGCAGGAAUCCAGCAGGAAACGCCGGCGCUGGAAUACACGGCCGAAGAUGCAAACCGCAUGUUUGAGGUGAAUAUCACGGGGGUGUUUAUGACUGCGCAGGCUGUGGCGAAGCAGAUGAUUCGGUUUGGGAAUGGGGGCAGUAUGGUACUGAUUGCUAGCAUGAGCGGGAGUGUUGCUAACAGGGGUCUGAUUUGCCCGGCGUAUAAUGCAUCGAAGGCUGGCGUCAUCCAACUUGGUCGUAAUCUCGCAUCGGAAUGGGGUCAGUAUAACAUCAGGGUGAAUACGAUAUCGCCAGGAUAUAUCGUGACGGCUAUGGUGGAGGAGCUAUUCGUCAAGUACCCCGAGCGAAAGAAGCAGUGGCCGACGGAGAACAUGCUUGGACGGCUAUCAGCACCCAAGGAGUACCGCGGUGCUGCAGUGUUCUUGAUUAGUGACGCUAGCUCAUUCAUGACAGGGUCUGACAUGAGAAUUGAUGGAGGUCACACAGCGUGGUAG
Messenger RNA from Plenodomus lingam JN3, 837 nucleotides. RefSeq lists its product as uncharacterized. NCBI's taxonomy places the organism in Eukaryota, Fungi, Ascomycota, Dothideomycetes, Pleosporales, Leptosphaeriaceae. Gene Ontology annotation, molecular function: oxidoreductase activity, acting on NAD(P)H, oxygen as acceptor. The record is from RefSeq and is a predicted model, not a curated record. Gene Ontology annotation, cellular component: intracellular anatomical structure.